AUGCUCAGUGCCUCCUCUUCCAACAACCACUCCCUCUUCUCUUUCGGGGCUGGGAAUGGCGUGUCCAAUAACGUGACCGACAUCGCCAACGCAUCCUUCGAGUUUCUGCCCUCGGUCAGCUUCGACGACCUCCAGAGCAGCCUCGAGUCUGCCUCGACCGACUUCAAACUCACGCAAUUUCCUUCACCGACUGGGCAGGGAACAAUUUUGGGCGAUCGAAGUGCGGGCAACAACCACAACAUGGUCGAGCGCCUCGACAUGACACGGCCAAGCGCCGCUGCCCAUGCCUUGCCUCAGCAGCCUGCCAUCACGCGUUCACGAACAGGCUCAAUUCUACGAAGACCUAGCACGUCAAGCAGGCCGCCUCAACCUAGCACUGCUUCUACGCCAUCUGGUAACCCAGGCGUGCCCAAUGCUCCCACUGCUCCGGCUGUCAUGCGUGCGCGCCGACAAAGUCAUUAUCCCCCAGUCUCCAACCCCAAUCCCGCCAAGCCGCCACGGAAGUCAACUGGAGAUGUUCAGCUGGGAGAGGCUCAGGUCAAAGAGGUUCAGACCCGAAAGCGGAGACCUAGUGCGGUGUCUUUAUCAGACAGGCCCGUCCUCGAGGCUUCGAGAGCGUCGGUGGAUGUUGCACCUCGAUCUACGGUAGUGGAGAGCAUGCGGCACCUGACAAGCUCGAGAGCAUCCAAGGCAAGGUCUGUGCAGCCAUUGCCCAGAUCCAACCAGGAUAUGCUCACACCAGACACCACGCUCAAACCCGAACAUACUCACAUAGCCAUGGCAAUGCCUCGCUCCCCCAACAGAGUUGCCGCCAAGGGUUCUACUCCAAGCUCAGCGAAGCGGAUAUCUGUCAUGCCAGGAACUCAUCAUGCCAGUCACGCCACUGGACUGGGUGCACGAACUAUCAGCCCUACCGAUACAAGACGAAUGAAACGCCUAUCUACGAUGCACCACGUUCAACAGGGCCCUGUUGCUGGCGCUUCCGCCGCGCUGCCCCAUCCACCACCUAUUUCGGCCGACGGUCGCGCCUCGUCUCGAUCCCCUUCUAUGCUGCCUCGAAAGAUCUCGACCCCUUCGUCUUCACGAACCACGCCCGACCACACCAGAAAGUCAUACAGCUCAGGUCUGUCCGUCAACUCAAGCACCAGUCUCAACACGGUGCGGACGUCCACUGGCUCUAUGCAGCAGCGAGCCAUGCAAGGUGCAAACAGUUCGCGAUUGCCUGCCCCCAAGGCGCUCAAUCUUCACAAUUCGGCGAGCUUUGACAGCAGCGAGGAAGUGCCACCGGUGCCCGCGAUUCCAAAGGCGUACGAGUCUCCAAAGGAGGCGCAUCUCGAAGCUGCUUCGUUUCUGGAGAAGAGGAGGUCCAACCUGGCCUAUGAUGCCAGCAGCAUCCAUAGCAAUUCGACAGCGAGUAUAUCGGGCGCGCAGACGAGUGAUUCAGCACCUGCCAAGCUUCAACGUAAGCCAAGUAACAGGAAGACAGUACACACCUCGAAGCUGGAUCUCGAGAAGAAUCCUGCGGCAGCUCAGUCGAAGAAGAGCUUGCAACCGCUGCGGUUGCCGCCCAUCACCCUUGGUCCCCUCAGCACCCCAACCGCGGCCAAGAUUGCUGCUCUUCAAACUCAUGGUGACAGAAAUCUCUCCCCGCCCCCAUCAAGGCAGAUCCCAAAAACGCCGACGACUCCCAUGACGGCAUCGAAGGGCACAUUUUUUGGAAGAAUACGGCCUGAAGACAGGGCCGAUAUACAGCAUCUCAGGAGCAGCGCGUCGGUGCAGAGGCUCCAUCGUGAAAGUCCUGCCACUACGGCAGAGCCACCCACCAGUUCUACUGAGUCCUUUGCCGGUGUGAAGAAUGGAACCGCCAGAUCAGGGCCGUCGCCUUUCUUGAGCCAGUCGGUGCCGAAAGGAGGGAACUUCGAGACUACUUUGUUCAAAAGGUCAAAAACUGGCGGGGAUUUCACCCAGCCUUUGGAUGCAGCAGCAGACGUGCCAGUUCAACACAACAAGCCCUCGGGGCCCCGAGCGCAAAAGUCUGUCGUGACACGGCCUGCAGGUGGAAAUUCCCCGCCACCGCGUCCCAGUCCGGAGGAGCCGCCCACUCCUUCUUCCAUGAGCUCUCUCAGGCGCAAAUUGAGCUUGUCCUGGAAGAGAAGCGCCUCCAAAGCCAGCGGAAGCCAAGGACAUCACGGAGAGCAAAACGCCGUCAAGCAUGAUUCAAUGCCACCGCCGAGGAUUCCUGUCUCGGCAACUCUGAACAACCUUCCCACCGGCAAGCCUCCAAGUCCCACUCCGUCCACGAAAUCCAAUGGCAAUGGGACAUAUCUGGAGUCACGAAGACGGAAGAGCUCGGCCUCCAGCUUGAAUGCGGUGCUUUCUGGGGAACGAAAUCGCGGUGAUACCGGUACAGCAGCUAAGAAGGAUUCGACCCUGGGAACAGUGAACGAGCGUGCCACGGUUCCCCACAACUCGUCUGUGGUGCAAAGGAUACUGAAACCUAAGGGCUCUACGGCAACUCUUCGACACCACGACGUUUGGAAUUCGGAACUCGACAAGGACGAUUUGAUUGCAGAAGACGAGAUGAGGAAGCUUGGUUCACGGCGUAAGGAUACUGAGCUGGCAGCCAGAACUUUGGAUGCUCUCCGCAAACGUGCCUCGGCCAAGGAGCGCGUCAGCCCUCAAGAAGCCAUCAGAAUUGCAGUUCUCAAUAUCUACGAACGGGGAGAGAUUGUGGACUAUAAGGACAUCUACUUUUGCGGCACACAAAACGCGGCAAAGGUUGUGGGUGAUGUUCAGUCGGAGAGUCCCAAUUUCGGCUACGACGAUGAGCGCGGUGACUACAGCAUCGUACCCGGUGACCAUCUUGCGUAUCGCUAUGAAAUCAUAGACGUGCUCGGAAAAGGAAGUUUCGGUCAGGUGGUACGGUGUAUCGACCAUAAGACUGGCGUUCUCGUGGCCGUCAAAAUCAUCCGCAACAAGAAAAGGUUCCAUCAGCAAGCCCUGGUUGAGGUCAAUAUUUUACAGAAACUCCGCGAAUGGGAUCCCAAAAACAAACACAGCAUGGUCAACUUUACGCACAGCUUUUACUUCCGAGGACAUCUUUGCAUCUCCACCGAACUAUUGGACAUGAACCUCUACGAAUUCAUCAAAUCGAACGCUUUCCGGGGUUUCUCACUGAAGCUGAUCCGCAGAUUUACCAAGCAGAUGCUGAGCUCGCUCAACCUACUAAAGCAGCACAAGGUUAUCCACUGCGACUUGAAGCCCGAAAAUAUUCUCUUGCGCCACCCUCUUCACUCGGAGAUCAAGGUUAUUGAUUUCGGUUCGAGUUGUUUUGAAACGGAAAAGGUGUACACGUACAUUCAGUCCCGGUUCUACCGUUCCCCCGAAGUUAUCCUUGGUAUGCAGUACGGUCUGCCCAUCGACAUGUGGUCUCUGGGUUGCAUUCUCGCCGAGCUCUAUACGGGUGUGCCAAUUUUCCCUGGCGAGAACGAGCAGGAGCAGCUGGCCUGUAUUAUGGAAGUGUUUGGCCCACCGGAAAAGCAUCUCAUCGAGAAGUCGACACGUAAGAAGUUGUUUUUCGACAGCAUGGGCAAACCUCGCCUCACCGUCUCCUCAAAGGGCCGUCGCAGACGCCCAUCCUCAAAAACACUACAACAAGUGCUCAAGUGCGACGAUGAAGCAUUUUUGGACUUUAUCGCACGCUGCCUCCGCUGGGAUCCCGACCGCCGCAUGAAGCCUGAAGAGGCGAUUCGCCACGAGUUCAUCACUGGCCAGAAGACAUCUGUCCCCAUCAGAAUGCGCGAAGGGUCCCCCAGCAAGCGUACCAAUAGCAUCUCGGCCCCCAGACCCCUUCCCGAGCCUCCAGCAGCCGUGAGGGCCGCUACUAUGCGAGCGCGGGAGGCUUCCGGUCCCAACAACGGGUCGGUCGGUACGAAAACCGGAAGCAUGCCAACAGCCACGGCCCGUAGGACCUCCAACAUGAGCACCGCAUCUAGCAUGAAUGGCAGUAUCUCCAGUGUGAAGCGUACGAGUAACGGAACCACAACGACUUAUACCAACGGCAAUGGCACCAUCGGCCCCAGCAGUUUACCUAGAGCAUCUCUGCGCAGCGUGAGUGGUGGGGUUGGGCCUGUGGGCCUGUCCAACAACUCCAAAACAGACCUUGCCGCAGCAGGUGCAAACGCAGCCAUGAGUCGCCGCGCAUAG
Messenger RNA from Podospora anserina S mat+, 4206 nucleotides. RefSeq lists its product as uncharacterized. The record is from RefSeq and is a predicted model, not a curated record. The transcript has 2 exons. Bases 1 to 4206 code for a protein of 1401 amino acids. Gene Ontology annotation, molecular function: protein serine/threonine/tyrosine kinase activity; protein serine/threonine kinase activity; ATP binding. NCBI's taxonomy places the organism in Eukaryota, Fungi, Ascomycota, Sordariomycetes, Sordariales, Podosporaceae. Gene Ontology annotation, biological process: peptidyl-threonine phosphorylation; peptidyl-serine phosphorylation.